GGCAGUAUCAACAUGGCAGCUUUCUGAGUUUUGGAGGAGGGUAGCUGGUGUAAAUAAACACAAAUUUCACGUUUUACAGAUAACGACAGCGUCGGCGUGUUGUUCUUUAGGACUGGUUGGGCCACAGAGAGAAAAUGUCGAAUGACGGAAAUAAAAAACAGUUCUGGAAAAGAAACGCAGCGAAGGUUCCUGGCAGCAUCCAGCAUGUGUAUGGCGCACAACAUCCACCUUUCGACCCGCUCCUCCAUGCUAAUUUGAUUAAAGCCGGUAACAAGCCUCCUCCGGCCACGCCAGGCAAGCCCAAGAAGGCUACCACCUUCCAGGAGUUUGAGAGCAUCACAAGUGACGCCUGGGAUGUUGGGGACGAUGACGACGAGUUGCUGGCCAUGGCUGCACAGAACCUUAAUAUCGAAGUUGUCAUGGAAACAGCCAAUAAGGUCAUUGAGAAUCACAGCAAGCAGCAGGAGAGACAGAGGCAGGACGACACGACAGAGCUGGAACAGAGAGAAGAGGACACACAGGAGGAGGUGGCAGAGGACGAGGAGGAGGACGAGGAGGAUGAGGAGGACAGGGUGGGGGAGGGAGACGUGACCAGCCCAGAGGUCUCGUUUGCCUCCCAGAGCAGCCCUUACGCUGAUGGCCGCCUUGUAAAAUCCCAGAGCGAAGCUCCAAUUGGGUCACCUAAAGAUGCAGCAGGUGAGCACGCAGCCCUCCACAGACAGCGGUCUCUACCCCACCGGCCGCCCGUCAUCCCGCUAGUGGCUCGCAUGGCUGACCAGAACACAUCAGGCACCCCGGCCAUGACUGAGAGGGAAGCGUCCCGUCUGGAUAAGUUCAAACAGUUGUUGGCUGGGCCCAACACAGAUCUGGAGGAGCUACGGAAACUCAGCUGGUCUGGAAUCCCGCGACAGGUUCGGCCGAUAACGUGGAAGCUGCUUUCAGGUUACCUGCCAGCUAAUGCAGAAAGAAGAGAGAGCGUCCUGCAGAGGAAGAGACAAGAAUAUUUUGGCUUCAUCCAGCAAUACUAUGACUCCCGCAAUGACGAACACCAUCAGGACACAUACAGACAGAUUCACAUUGACAUACCGAGAACUAAUCCUCUUAUUCCUCUCUUUCAACAAGCUUCUGUCCAAGAGAUUUUUGAGCGAAUCCUUUUUAUCUGGGCCAUCCGCCAUCCAGCCAGCGGCUACGUGCAGGGCAUCAACGACCUGGUCACGCCGUUCUUUGUCGUCUACGUCUUUGAGUACAUCGAGGAGGAGGUGGAAAACUUUGACGUGUCCAGUCUGCAGGAAGAGGCUCUGAGGAACAUCGAGGCUGACAGCUUCUGGUGCAUGAGCAAACUCCUGGACGGCAUCCAGGACAACUAUACAUUUGCCCAGCCAGGCAUCCAGAGGAAAGUCAAGGCCCUGGAGGAGCUGGUCAGCAGGAUUGAUGAGUCUGUGCACCGCCACAUGCAGCAGUACGAGGUGGAGUACCUGCAGUUUGCCUUCCGCUGGAUGAACAACCUCCUGAUGCGGGAGCUGCCACUACGCUGCACGAUCCGACUGUGGGACACCUACCAGGCUGAACCAGAGGGCUUCUCGCAUUUCCACCUCUAUGUGUGUGCCGCCUUCCUGGUGAGGUGGAGGAAAGAAAUUCUUGAAGAGAGGGAUUUUCAGGGUCUGAUGAUCCUCCUGCAGAACCUCCCCACAAUGCACUGGGGCAACGAGGAAGUGAGUGUACUGCUGGCUGAAGCCUACAGGUUGAAGUUUGCCUUUGCUGACGCGCCCAACCACUACAAGAGAUGAUAAGUGUGGCUCUCUGCGGCCGCUCCCUUCUCCUCCUCCUCCCCCUCUUCCUCCUACUUUUCCUGACCUGCAGUCAUGUACUGAACUUCGAGGCCUCUAUUCCCUCAGGGAAGGACCUCCCUUUUUCUUAACCUCCCUUUCCCACAUUGCCCAAUGGGCCUUUCAGCUACUAAGAGAUUUGAUUCAACCAAGGACUGAGAGGACAUGCGGUGUAGCAUUUUAACAUGUUGAUGUGGAGCCUUUUUUUAAAUUAUUUUGUUUCUGAUCAGCUCUGAAAUGUGCACUCCUUCAGCCCAGUGCAGAACCCUCCUCAUCACUGAAGACUUUUUUUGGAGUUCGGUCAUCCUCAGGCCCGAUGCAGGACCGUGAGCUCAGCACCAGCGGGAGUUAAGUCCAGCUCAGAAAAAAGUUAUUUUCUGCUACGAAAAAAUCAGAUGCCAUGGCAAUAUGUUUUCUCUUCUUUUUCUGUUUCCCGAGGCCAAAAUGUGACCUUUUUUCGGUUGCAAAGACAAAGAAGGCAAAAGGGCACUGCGCUAGAUGGUUUACAUAUCUGAGUCCGCUCUCCUGGUCACAACACAACCUGAGGGAACAUGACCUCUCCUGUUUUCGUUUCUUUUUUUUUUUUUUUUUCUCUUGCUGCUUGCCAGGAGGGACACAGUUUCCUUCAAGACAAACCAACACACUUUACAGAGAGAGAUUGUCAAUCUGAGGGUGGGAAACAUGUCUCCCUCCAUCUACAAACCACACACACCAACUCAAUUCACCCCCUUUAUCUCAUCCUCCCACCCACACUGCAACAUCACAGUGUUUCAGUGUAAGACAGAAAGUGGUGAGAGGCCGCGGAGUCACACCACAGAUCGACAUCGCAGAAGCUGAUAAGCCAUUUGGAGGAAGGAAGCUACUUAUUCCCACUCAGCCUGCUUAUGAAGUCUUAUCUAUCAAGUACCCCUCCUCUCUGAACCCAGGACUACCUCAGAACACACAACGAGAAAUCCACAUACAUACAUUUGCACGUAUGUCGCUAAAUUGGGAAACAUGCACACAGUAAGGGGGGGUCAAAAUAAAUUAUUUUAAUCAUC
Molecule: messenger RNA, 2866 nt
Organism: Plectropomus leopardus (leopard coralgrouper)
Lineage: Eukaryota; Metazoa; Chordata; Actinopteri; Perciformes; Serranidae
Gene: tbc1d22a
Product: TBC1 domain family, member 22a
Biological process (GO): activation of GTPase activity
Molecular function (GO): GTPase activator activity
Source: RefSeq, a predicted model, not a curated record